Messenger RNA from Cladophialophora immunda, 788 nucleotides. RefSeq lists its product as uncharacterized. The transcript has 3 exons. NCBI's taxonomy places the organism in Eukaryota, Fungi, Ascomycota, Eurotiomycetes, Chaetothyriales, Herpotrichiellaceae. The record is from RefSeq and is a predicted model, not a curated record. The coding region runs from base 200 to 457 and encodes 85 amino acids.
CCUAGGUAACGCUCCGUAAGGCUGGAAUGCGCCAAGCGGUGGCCCUCUCACCAUCCUUAAAACCCUCCACUUGAUCUCUCUUGGUCCAUCAACCAACCACCACUACCCGAUCUCCCUCCACUCUUCAGUUGCCACGACUCUCGAUCGACCCGACAUAUCAGCGCUCCCACUACACAUUCUCACUACCGUACUGUUCGACAUGUCUGGCAAAGACAAUACAAGCUCGGGGAGCGGUUCCUCCGGUGGCUCGUACCACCCAUACCAGAUCACCAAUAGUGGCGUCAACAAUGCAGGCAACAGCUGGGACACACGCACUCAGCCUGGAGGGUCUGCCUACCACUACUCCAAUACCGAUGGCUCCUAUUACUACUCCAAUGCGAAUGGCAGCACCUACCACCACAACGGCAAUGGAGGCUCGACCUACACAGCUCCCAACGGCAACGUCUACAAGAAGUGAGGUGGACUGAACAAGGCCCGGAGGUGUUGGUUGCUUGACGUGAAAAAAGAGUUCUGCAAGAGACCACAUGCCUUACGCUAGCACCACAUCUCGUGUGGAAGCCUCCAGGACCCCGAGAGAGAACCACAUGGCAGCAGGAAUAAUCUUGAUCGACCAAUCAUGGCAAGAAAAAUGUAUCCGCGUAUCAUACAGUAGGAUACACUGCUAGGCAAGACUUGCAAGGGGUUGGGGGCGAACCAUACAUAGGCACCGAACAUGCAUUGAAGCGGAAAAUAUUCACCAUUCGUAGUCCGCUAGCUGCAUGCAAAUCAUACCCUACCUUCCCCACGAA